CUCCCGCUCUCUCUACGCCCGCGGUCCCCGGGAGAUAUUGUCAUGCAAAAGCCCCCUCCGCCGUGAGCCAUUGUCCGCCCGCUAUAUACGGGGCGCGGCCGUGCAUGGAGCGCCGGAGGUAGCGCGGGGGGGGCCCGGGCCGGGGCCUCGAGGUCGCUCCAUGUUCGCCAUGGAUUACUCCUACCUCAACUCCUACGAUUCCUGCGUCGCAGCCAUGGAAGCUUCAGCCUACGAAUUCAGUCCUUGCAGUCAACCCGGCGGUUUCCAAUACAGCCCCAUGCGGGGAGGUUUCGGGGCCGCCCCCCCCUGCCCUCCUCUCUCUACCGCCAACUGCGCUCUGGGGGCUCUGCGCGACCACCAACCCUCGCCCUAUUCCGCAGUUCCCUACAAAUUCUUUUCGGACCCUUCGGGCAUCAACGAGAAACGAAAGCAGCGGCGGAUCCGCACCACUUUCACCAGCGCUCAGCUGAAGGAACUCGAGCGCGUCUUCGCCGAGACUCAUUACCCCGACAUUUACACCAGGGAGGAGCUGGCCCUCAAAAUCGACCUGACGGAGGCGAGGGUGCAGGUUUGGUUCCAAAACCGCCGCGCCAAAUUCCGCAAACAGGAACGCGCCGCCAAUUCCAAAGCAGGGGGGGGAACAGCCGGGACCCCCAACCCCAAAAAACCGGAGCCUCGCUGCUCCUCGGAGGACGACGACUCCAAAGAAUCCAACUGCAGCCCCACUCCCGACAGCACCGCCUCGCUGCCCCCCGCCAUGGGCAGCCCAGGGGGCAGCCUGAGCCCCAGCCCCGGCGCCGGGCAGGGCUUGGGGGGCGCGGGGCAGCCCCCGAAAGCGGCGGGUUGGCCGGGGGUGGGGGGCGCAGGGGGGGCGGCGGAGCUGCUGAAGGCCUGGCAGCCGGCCGAGGCCGUGCCCGGACCUUUCUCCGGAGUGCUGUCCUCCUUCCAUCGGAAACCCGGCGGCCUCAAAGCCAACCUCUUCUGAGCGGCCCCAAAAACGCCCCCCGGCACCCCGCAAACUGGUGGCCACGGGGCUCCCGCUGCGCCCCAAAAGUGACGGCGGAGCCCCGAAACACAGCCUCCAAAAAGGGCCGAGCUCCGACCCCAUUGAGCUCUGACCCCACCGAGCUCCGACCCCAUUGAGCUCCGACCCCAUUGAGCUCCAACCCCAUUGAGUUCCGACCCCAUUGAGCUCCAACCCCAUUGAGCUCCGACCCCAUUGAGCUCCGACCCCACUCAGCUCCGACCCCAUUGAGCUCCAACCCCACUCAGCUCCGACCCCAUUGAGCUCCGACCCCAUUGAGCUCCAACCCCAUUGAGUUCCGACCCCAUUGAGCUCAGACCCCAUUGAGCUCCGACCCCAUUGAGCUCCGACCCCACUCAGCUCCGACCCCAUUGAGCUCCGACCCCAUUGAGCUCCGACCCCAUUGAGCUCCGACCCCACUGAGCUCAGACCCCAUUGAGCUCCGACCCCACUCAGCUCUGACCCCAUUGAGCUCCGACCCCAUUGAGCUCCGACCCCAUUGAGCUCCAACCCCACCGAGCUCCGACCCCAUUGAGCUCCAACCCCACUGAGCUCAGACCCC
Molecule: messenger RNA, 1586 nt
Organism: Tympanuchus pallidicinctus (lesser prairie-chicken)
Lineage: Eukaryota; Metazoa; Chordata; Aves; Galliformes; Phasianidae
Gene: PHOX2A
Product: paired like homeobox 2A
Biological process (GO): regulation of transcription by RNA polymerase II
Molecular function (GO): RNA polymerase II transcription regulatory region sequence-specific DNA binding; DNA-binding transcription factor activity, RNA polymerase II-specific
Source: RefSeq, a predicted model, not a curated record